Molecule: messenger RNA, 1409 nt
Organism: Copidosoma floridanum
Lineage: Eukaryota; Metazoa; Arthropoda; Insecta; Hymenoptera; Encyrtidae
Gene: Faa
Product: fumarylacetoacetate hydrolase
Biological process (GO): homogentisate catabolic process; L-phenylalanine catabolic process; L-tyrosine catabolic process
Molecular function (GO): fumarylacetoacetase activity
Source: RefSeq, a predicted model, not a curated record
CAUCCCGAUCGAACGUUGUUUCACGUCCCAGAAAUGAAGUCUUUCAUCGAGUAUUCCGCCGAUUGCGGGUUUCCCAUACAAAAUCUGCCGUACGGUGUAUUUUCCACCGCCAAAAACCCUGACAAAAGAAUCGGUGUCGCUAUUGGGGACCAAAUUUUAGAUCUAUCUGCGACAGCGCAUCUCUUUACGGGGCCAUUGUUGGCCAAGAAGCAAGACGUUUUCCGCCGCGACUGCCUCAACGACUUCAUGUCGCUCGGCAGACCGUCGUGGCGCGAAGCCAGAGAAACGUUACAAAACUUGCUGGCCGCCGAAAAUAAAACACUACAGCAGCCAGAAAUUAAAUCAAAAGUAUUCGUCCCCCAAGCGGAGGCGACGAUGCACCUGCCAGCCAAAAUCGGGGACUACACCGAUUUCUAUUCCUCGAUCCAUCACGCGACCAACGUCGGAAUGAUGUUCCGCGGCAAGGACAACGCACUGAUGCCAAACUGGAAGCACUUGCCGGUCGGCUACCAUGGCAGGGCCAGUUCGGUCGUAGUCUCGGGCACGGCGCUGCACCGGCCUCGAGGUCAGACGCUCCCGGUCGAAGGCGCGGCUCCUCACUUUGGCCCCUCCAAGAGCAUGGACUUUGAGCUGGAGGUCGCCUUCUUCGUGGGCGGCCCACCUACCCACCUCGGAGACGCGAUUGAUGUUAAAAACGCCCACGAGUACAUUUUCGGGUUCGUCACCAUGAACGACUGGAGCGCACGCGACAUUCAAAAGUGGGAGUACGUACCCCUGGGUCCGUUUCUCGCGAAAAAUUUCGGCACCACGAUAAGCCCCUGGGUCGUAACGGUCGAGGCUCUCGAGCCCUUCAAAGUCCCAAACAUGGUCCAAGACCCCGAGCCGUUCGAUUACUUGAGGCACAAGAACCCCUUCAACUUUGACAUCAAUUUGGAAGUUGACAUCAAAACUGAGAAUGGCACUGUGACCACGAUUACUCGUAGCAAUUACAAAUAUUUGUACUGGACGGCGCAGCAGCAACUCGCCCACCACACCGUUACCGGCUGCAACGUCAAUCCCGGCGACCUCAUGGCAUCCGGCACCAUAAGUGGUGAAACUCCCGAUUCGUAUGGCUCGAUGCUCGAGCUGUGCUGGAAAGGUACAAAACCCGUUAGCCUAAAUGACGGCAGUCAAAGGAAGUUUUUACAAGACGGUGAUGAAGUUAUUAUUAGAGGUUUCUGCAUUGGAGAUAAGUACAAAAUAAGUUUUGGCGAUUGCGCAGGAAAGUUGAUGCCAUCAAAGUAUAAAAAUUAAUGUUUAAAUGGUGCUAAAGAAAUUUUGUCGCUCAAAUAUUAUUAAAUGUAAACUUGAAAUAAUUGUAUCUCUCUCUUUAUCAUUCCCGUCAAACAUUCCAAUCAGUAAUAAAAGAA